AUGUUUGCAAAAAAGGGUAAAGCAAAAAAUGGAAAAAUAGGAUCAGAAUUUGUAGAUGGUGAAAAAAAGGAUUUAGCAGAAACUUUUGAAGGAAGUUUGACAAAUAAAUAUUAUAUCUAUGUGACUUUAAAAGAUAGCAGUCAAAGAAAAGCUAAGAUUUUAUCAUGCAGAUUAUCAAAAAGUUAUAAUGGUGGCAAAAAAACUGAUUCAUCUUAUGACUAUUAUGUCCAUUUUAUUGAUUUAGAUAGAAGAAAUGAUUGUUGGGUUACCCGUAGAUAAAUUUAGCCUACAACUGAAUUAUAUUCAGAAUAAAAGCAUCAUGGUAAGGGAGCUGCUAUCAAAAAAAUAGAAACAGAAGAGAAUCAUGAACAUGAAGGUUGCAAUGAAGAAGAUAUAGAGAGACAUAGGGAAGCUACUAAAAUAAAAACAAUAGAAAAAAUAAAAAUAGGAAAGUUGUCUUGUGAUACUUGGUAUUACUCUCCUUACCCUAAAGGAUUUCACAAUAUAGAAUAUUUGUAUAUUUGUGAGUUUUGUUUAAAUUUCUUUUUGACAUAGUCCGAAAUGGAUAGACAUUCUAAGAGAUGCUUACAUAAGCAUCCUCCUGGAGAAGAGAUUUAUAGAGAUGAAGAUAAUAAAGUAUCUAUGUUUGAGGUUGAUGGCAAAAAAAAUAAAGUUUAUGGAGAAAAUUUGGCUUAUUUGGCUAAACUCUUUUUAGAUCAUAAAACUUUAUGGAGAGAUAUGGAGCCUUUUAUAUUCUAUGUUUUAUGUGAAAAUGAUGAAGAAGGUAGCCAUAUUGUUGGAUACUUUUCUAAAGAAAAAAGCUAAGAUGAUGGUAAGUAACGUACACCUGAAGGAUAAAAUCUUUCUUGCAUCCUUGUUUUACCUUGUCAUUAGAGAAAGGGUUAUGGAAAAUUCUUAAUAAGUUUUUCCUAUUAGUUAUCUAUAAUCGAAGGAAAGCUUGGAACACCUGAGAGACCACUUUCAGAUCUUGGAAAAGCAAGCUACUUAAGUUGGUGGACAUAACGUAUCAUAGAAUAUAUAAAUUAGAUGGUAGAAAAUGAUAAAGAUUUUAGUUUAAAAAGCUUAUCUUAAACUACAGGUAUUAUAGAGAAGGAUAUUCUUUGGACACUAGAACAAAAGAAAUUGAUAAAAUAUUAUUAAGGAGAUAUAAUUAUAUGCACAGAUCAAAAAAAGCUGCAAUAGAUAUAUGAUGAAUGCGGAAAAAGAGAAUUCAAAAUACAUUCCUAAGAUAUACAUUGGGUUCCGCACAAACCUAAAUGGAUUGCUGUUGAAGAACCUGUAUAUCCUAAAUACAAUCCUACUCUUCACUUUUGUUACUAAGAUUAAUACAAUUGA
This is a messenger RNA of Tetrahymena thermophila SB210, 1356 nucleotides long. Its product is annotated as MOZ/SAS family protein. Gene Ontology annotation, molecular function: histone acetyltransferase activity. Lineage: Eukaryota; Ciliophora; Oligohymenophorea; Hymenostomatida; Tetrahymenidae. The record is from RefSeq and is a predicted model, not a curated record. Gene Ontology annotation, biological process: regulation of DNA-templated transcription. The transcript has 9 exons.